GGGAGCGCGGCCGAAGGACGCCCCGUCCUCCAAACGCUGCCACUUGACUGAGCCAGGCGUUUGUGGGAAGGCGGCGCCACUGUCCGGCUGCUGGAUUGCACUUUGCCGCUGCUCGGCCUCAGCGUCCGCCCGCCCUGACGCCAGCAAGCCCCCUCCCAAGAGCAGCGCUGGCUCUGGAGCUCGGGUACUGGCCCCGGCAUGCAGCCCGCCGAGCGCCGGAUACCUCCAGGGCCCCCAGGGCUGUGCACACCUGCGAUGGCCGCGCAGAUGUCCCGGUGAUGUGUGGUAUAAACAUUGCACGUGAAGAGCGGAGAAAGGGAGCACCGAUUACGAAGUGGCCUGGAGAGAGAAAGCACUAGUCCACACGGUGCGGACAGACCUUCACUGUCUCCCAAAUAUGCUGAAGUAGUCUUGCUGCUUGCUCUCCUUCCCUCAGUCACAACACCUCCACAAAAUGGGCUGCAUGAAAUCAAAGCAAACGUUUCCAUUUCCUACCACAUUGGCACCUGAGAAGCAAGAUGAGAGUGAAGAAACCUUUAUGCCAGAACAGGAAUUUCUACCCAGGAUGUCUUCAGUUCAUGUCCAAGAGGAAGUGAAGAAACCCCCAGGACCCAACAUGUUGGUGCUUCAAUACGCACACCGCCUGUCCCAGGAAAUCUUGCAUGAUGCCAUGCAGCAGUGGGCACGCAAUAACAUCAAGUACUAUGACAUCCCAUACAUUGAGAGCGACUGCGAGGGCCUUGAUGCUGUAGGAUGACAGCUUUGUUGACCUGUGGAUAUAGUUGGUGCUAGUUUAAAUACAUGAAGCAGAAGCAAACACUGGUGUGCAUAAGUACAAAUAACUCCAUCUGGAUGUAAAAACUUGUCUAUGAUAAUGUCACUGGUGUAGGAAAACCUAAGAUGAAAUGUGUUUUAAGCAGUUCUGUGUUAACAAUAAUUUCUACCUGCUGCUUCCUAGAAUUUGGUCAUGGAAGGGCUAAACGAGGUCCCGUGGCACCCCAUAAUCAUCUGGAGGUCAUCCCACUUUCUUCCUGAGGCAUAAUGGCAUCACCAAAGAAAAUGCUAAAGCACCCCAGGUUCUAAAUGGUUAGUCACUUCUUUAAAAUAACCAUUUCUGUUGAUUUAUACCAAAAAAAGCCCCGCUGUGAAAAGGGUUUUUCCUCAUAACACCUUGGCCAGGAAGUAGCACUCUGACCAUAGUGAUACAAUGUGGGUGGUUUGUCAAAACCAUUCAAGGAUCCCCACUUCUUGACACCUAUGACCUAAGAUUAGAAUACAACCUGUGUAGAAAAGUUCCACCUUGAAUCCCGUUCUUAAUAUAUUUUUGUAGAUGAAAAGCAUAACUACCACCUUGAACCUCAGGGUCCAAACUACAGCUGUUACUGAAUGAUUUAGACUGUGUAUAAAGCCAUCUUUAAAAGACACAAUUUAUAGAAGCCAUGACAUUAAUGUUUAUUGCAUUGUACUAUGUCCUGUAUUCCUUUCACAAAGAGCAAUCCAGUAAAUCUUUAAAAUAACAGAAGCCAAGUCGGUAAGGUAGAAAGCAAAACCUGGUGUUAAGUGUGUAUUAACCUUUGUUUCAGAGAUGCAGAUGUGGGUGCAGGUGGCACUUACUCCCAGGACUUUUACUGACCAGUAGGGCAAUUCCAUUCAGUUUACAUGGGACCAAAUAAUGCAUGAGGAUUUACAGUUGUGUUACAGAACAAGAUAUCACUCUCCUCCAAGGGCAAUACUUGUUUUUAAUAGGAAUAUGUGCCCAUUGGGCAUUUUUAGCCAUAUACUAUGCUAUUUCCACAAAUGAGGCUUUUUCUCUUUUUACUGUCAUCACAUACACAGUUAAACAACAUACUGUUUGAAGAUCAAUGAUAACAGAAGAUUUAGGAGAGGGGGAGGAAGAUACUGAGAAGACAAAACUUGUGGGGAAAAUGAGACUGAGCCUCUAGAAUUGUCUUUUCAUUAAUAUUUGCUACAGAGUUUAAUUAAUUUAGAAAGAAAAUUGCUUAAGCCCAUAUAUGUUAGAUCCUUUUAUUAAGAUACACCAGUGUCACAGAAAUCCAGAAGAGGUAUGAGAAGGCUUGUGACCUCUUCAAUGAGAUAAAUAUUUGGCUUUGUAUGCAGGCAGAAAGCUACCAAUAAUUUAAAGCAAUACUUUGAAACCAAAAAUCAAAUGAGUGAAUUCUCCAAACUGCAUGAGCACAGAAAAGGGGCAAGAAGUGAGUGACAUGAAGUGAUGUCCCAUCUUUCAGUUGUUUUUCGAUGCCUUAUUAUUAAGCUUGCAAUCUCGCAACUUAUAUAAUAGAAAAGCAACCACUCCUCCUCCUACAAGGACCUGAAGUCGUAGCCCGACAGAAAGUUUUCCAUAAGUACAAACCACAUUUGUAGCUCAAAAAGAAAAAUUUAGGUUUUGAGAUUUAUACUAAUGAUACAGAUAAAAACCUAGAUGAAGAUUUUUUUGUUUUAUAUCUCACAAAGUAUGCUUUUGCUGCAAGGUCAUUUGCUAUUGAAAAAAUAUAAAUUAAAUCUACACAAUAAUACUGUGGUAAGAAAAUAAAGCCAUACAAAGAAGUAUGCCACUAAAUUUUUCAGUAUACAUUGGGGACAUAGACUAGUGGGGUUUGGGUCUAACUAAAUAUUUUAACUUCAGGUUCCUUCUUUGCCCUGUGCCCCUAUUUCCCAAGAGUGUAACAGGAAUCUCUGAAAGAGCUAUACCUAGCUAGAAGUCUGAUCUUCUUGUCACCCUCUCUCAGCACUAUGGUCGCACAGUUUUAUCAUUGAGCACCACCCCUGCCCUGAAUUUUAUUUCCACACAGUAUGCUGUAUAUAUCAUCUAAGAGACUUAUCUCUGAAAUAUGCUGUAUUAUAUGUCAACCCAUGAACUAGGAACCACAGGCUUACAUAAUCAGUGAGUUAGUAGAUAAACCAGAUGGGAGAGCUGAGUAAACAGAAUCUAUAAUGCAUGUGAUAAUUACCAAGGUAGAGUUUGGCCUUGAUUGACAACAAGAACAUCCUUGAUAAGAAUUAGCCUUCUUCAUACCUUCAUAUUGAAACACUGGCUUUACUUCAUUUUGAAAGUUUUUCAUAAAUAAUAGGAAAACUGAGGAGGAAGGAGACCUAUCAAGUAGAAUACUAAAGAGAAUUAUUGGAAACAUUUGGAGUAUGAACAUUUACCAGCACAACAAAGACCCCCUCCAGGUGACAACUGUGGAGGCAGAUCAUCAGGAAACAAGCAUGCCAAUCUCUCAUUUACAGAGUCACACAACCCCACAACGUGCCCCACUACUGCUUCUCCAGUUGUUUCUUAUAUACUGUUAACUUUCAGUUUUAUGCCUUUGGUUCUAGAAUUCUCCACUUUGAGUUACCUCAUCAGUCUUUUGCAAACUGCCUGUGGUUAUCAGCACUUAAGGCACAUUGAAGGAAGCAAAAAUGAUUAUCAUCUUAAUCCCAAAGGAAUAAUUUGUGUCAAACUGCCUUAAUACUAUAGUAUGAUAAAAAUAGUAUGAAAUAGCAUGGUACUCACACAUCCUAUUAAAAAUCAUUGGCAUUCUGAGAUGGUAUGGGAGUGUACAUUUGCAUUACACUUUGUAGAAAUCAAAAGUUAGAGACACAUUUAAGUAACGUCAAGAAACAGUAAAAACAAAGUUCUGCUGGGUAUGGUGGUGCACACCUAUAAUUCUAGUCACAUGGGAAGCUGAAGCAGGAGGACCCCAAAUUUGAAGCCAGUCUGGGCAACCUAGUGAGAUUGUCUCAAAAUAAAAUAAAAUGGCUGGGGAAUGUAGCUCAGUGGUAGAGCAACAUGACUAACACGUGUAAGGCUUUGGGUUCAAUUCCUAGCACCUCCCAAAACAAAGUUCUAACAAAUACACUGGUUAAUCAGAAUGCCCUCAUCCUGUCUUUACAUGACCAAAUAAGCCAUGCCUUCCUUGGAGUCAGGGGCACUGACUCAGAAGUACUACUUAUACUUUAAUUUACAAACUCAAGUUUUAUUAACAAAUUCUCUUCACUGUAAGAAUUAGCUAUGAAGUGGUAUAUUUUUUCCCAAAUACUUUUGUGAAAACUUUUUUUUUGUAACUGUACAAAAGUCCAGUUGCAAUUACAUAGCUGUAAGUUCUUAUUUAAUUGAAGUAAAUUCUUCUCAAUGCUACAUACUUUCACAUUUUUUAACACAAAAGAAUAUUUUCUGUAUUGCUUACAAGUAUAAAGUGAAUAAA
Sciurus carolinensis (gray squirrel) is the source of this 4208-nucleotide messenger RNA. RefSeq names its product chromosome 3 C2orf88 homolog (gene Akap19). NCBI's taxonomy places the organism in Eukaryota, Metazoa, Chordata, Mammalia, Rodentia, Sciuridae. The transcript has 2 exons. The record is from RefSeq and is a predicted model, not a curated record. Gene Ontology annotation, molecular function: protein kinase A regulatory subunit binding. The coding region runs from base 455 to 757 and encodes 100 amino acids.